ACCGGCACCGGUGGGACCGGAACGGGACGGAACCGACCCUGCUGGGACCGAACCGGCACCGGCGGGAUCGGACCGGGACGGAACCGACCCUGCUGGGACCGAACCGGCACCGGCGGGAUCGGACCGGGACGGAACCGACCCUGCUGGGACCGAACCGGGACCGAACCGGGACUGGUGGGACUGGACGAGGACAGAACCGGGACCGAAUCGUGACCGGAUCGGGACCGAGCCGGGACCGCUGAAACCCAACCGGGACCGAACCGGGACCGCUGGGACCAAACUGCGGCUGGUGAGACCGAACCGGGACCGAACGGUGCCCGGAGGGACAUAACCGGUACCGAACCGGCCCCGGCGGUACCGAACCGUGCCCGGUACCGUCGGGCCGCUCGGGUCCGCAUGGAGCCCGACGCGCUCGUGCAGUGCCCGUACGACCGGAGCCACCAGGUGCGCGCGUCCCGCCUGCCCUAUCACCUGGUGCGCUGCCAGCAGAACAACCCGCAGGUGUCGCGCACCUUGGCCACGUGUCCCUUCAACGCGCGCCACCGCGUCCCGCGCGCGCUCCUGCGCGGCCACGUCACCUCGUGCCCCGACAAACUGCCGCUCGAGCUGCCCCCAGACCCCGAGGACAAGGCCAGGACAGGCGGGGGACCCCCCCAGGCCUGGCAGCCCCCCCCGUGCCAGGAGGACUGGGACGCAGAGCUGAGCGAGCUGGAGCUGGAGGAGCCCCCCCCGUUCAUCCUCCACGUCACCAAGGGGGACCUGCCUGUCCCCUGCCUCAGCUCCGACCCCGCCGUCCCCCCGGAGGGGCUGGCACCGAGGAAGCCGCGGCCGGCGACAGCAGCGCCGCGUUUGGGGACAGCCGGGCCCUGCUCGGGGACAGCGCAGCCCCGGCCGAGGACGGCGGGCAGGGCCCGGGGGGUCCCGGGGGGUCCCGGGGGGGCGCUCGGGGCCGGUGUCAGCAUCCUGGUGGGGGCCCCCAAGGCCAACACGAGCCAGCCCAAUGUCACCCAGGGGGGGGCCGUGUUCCACUGCCCGUGGCCCCCCGAGGGCGGCUGCGCCCCCAUCGACUUCGACCACAUCG
Onychostruthus taczanowskii (white-rumped snowfinch) is the source of this 1081-nucleotide messenger RNA. Its product is annotated as gametocyte-specific factor 1-like. NCBI's taxonomy places the organism in Eukaryota, Metazoa, Chordata, Aves, Passeriformes, Passeridae. The record is from RefSeq and is a predicted model, not a curated record. The annotation marks the transcript as partial. The transcript has 6 exons.